AUUUUGGUGUUAUUGUAGUUUUGUUUUUAUACAGUCGUUGUAUUCGGUAGAUUGCAGUUUAUUUGGAAAUAAACCAGGAGGAUCCCACUUUGCCGGAGAUCUCGCGAUAUCUGUUGAGAGGUCUCGGACCGCACAGUGGGGCCCCCGGAAGGUUGCAGUGCUGCCGGGGCCAUGGAACCUGAUGGACUUUGAAUGUGAUUGGUUUUAAGUCCAUAAAUUUGUUUUCCUGACCUACCAAACCAUGGCAGAUCCUGAUCUUGAUUUCCAGACUGGUGAGUCUGGUGCCUCUGCCACCUACCCCAUGCAGUGCUCUGCUCUGCGCAAGAAUGGCUACGUGGUGCUGAAGGGACGUCCUUGCAAAAUUGUGGAGAUGUCCACCUCCAAGACCGGCAAGCACGGACAUGCUAAGGUUAACCUGGUUGGCAUUGACAUCUUCACCAACAAGAAAUAUGAAGACAUGUGCCCUUCUACCCACAACAUGGAUGUUCCUUCCAUCAAGAGGGUAGACUACCAGUUGCUUAACAUCAGCGAGAACUUCAUGUCCUUGUUGGCCGACAACGGUGAUGUCAGGGAGGACCUGCGUGUCCCUGAAAAUGAGGUCGGCAGGGAAAUCGAAUCAAAGUUUGAGGCGGGUGAGGAAUUCGUGGUCACCGUGAUUUCUGCCAUGGGGGAGGAAUGUGCUGUCGCUACCAAGGUCUUGACUAGCAAAUAGGAAGACUGACUUUGCUGCCCAGGCAACAAGCACCACUCACAACCAGUCUCUAGCAUUCUCCUUGGUUCUGUCACCAAAACACUGUGACAUCCUGUCACAAAGUGUCUGCCUUCACAGACAACCUCAACCAUCCUGUCAUGAUUUCUUUUAUCAGUGAGAUUUUCUUUUAUGCCCCCCCCCCCCAUGUUUUCUGCUUCUCAUUGCUGUUGAGAAUGUUCGACUGCCAUUUGCAGUGCGGUUCUCUGAUCACUGACGUUUGGUUUGGUAACAAUCUACAUAAAGCAACUUUAAAAAAAAA
Monopterus albus (swamp eel) is the source of this 1010-nucleotide messenger RNA. It is a transcript of the gene eif5a, whose product is annotated as eukaryotic translation initiation factor 5A. The transcript has 5 exons. The coding region runs from base 242 to 712 and encodes 156 amino acids. Gene Ontology annotation, molecular function: ribosome binding; translation elongation factor activity; RNA binding. Gene Ontology annotation, biological process: positive regulation of translational elongation; positive regulation of translational termination. The record is from RefSeq and is a predicted model, not a curated record. NCBI's taxonomy places the organism in Eukaryota, Metazoa, Chordata, Actinopteri, Synbranchiformes, Synbranchidae.